AUUGCCAGCUUUUAUUCUGAGAGGAAGAUGUGCAAAAAGGUUUAGCCAAAUCAUUUUAAAAUAAAUAAACUGCAUCAGUGGCUUUCUCCACCUUUCUCUGCUAUCUAGAAAGCAGAGUGUCAGAGAGUCAGUGAGGACAUGAGGAUGGGACUCACUUUAGUUUGUGUGCCGGGGCUUUUCUUGAUGAAUAUUCUCCUCUACUGUGGACACGCUCAAGAGACUUCGCUGUCCAUUGAUCCAAACAGGUCCACUUUCUUUACUGGAGAGUCUGUUACCUUCACAUGUGACGUGAGGAUGGGAGAACCUUUCAACAAUCCCAAACUCUGGGAUUGUUCAAUCAUUAGGAAUGGUCAUAAGUUUCUCUCCAACACUUUAAAUAAGAUAUCUAUAUCUCUAACUCCAGAAUACAGUGGUGAAUACCAAUGUGUUGCAACUUGCAAGAUCGUCUCACUGAUAAGAAUAGAAAGUAAUACAAUCUCUAUAACUGUAUCAGAUAAACCCAAGCCGGUCCUCACUGUGUCUCCAUUGUGGCCGAGUCCUGGAGACUCAGUGACUCUGACCUGCAGGGUUGAACAUCCAUCUGCAGGAUGGAGGUUCUUCUGGUACCAGGUUGUUCCCAAACUGGAGUCCUACAGCUAUGAGCUGCUACCUGGUAGCUCCACUGGGACUGAAGAGGACUCCUUCAUUGUUCAUGGACAGACGCACACAGCAGGAUAUGUGUGCAGAGCUGGAAGAGGAGAUCCAUUGUUCUACUCUUCGUAUAGUGAACCUCAGUUCAUCUGGUCUGGAGAUUUCCAUCCAGCAGCGUCUCUCACAGUGAGUCCUCCCAGAAUGCAGUUCUUCAGCAAAGAUUCACUGUCACUGAGCUGUGAGGGAAACUCUACUGAGUGGAGAGUGAGAAGGUUUAUUAAAUAUGACCACCUGGCAUAUUGUUCUUCCUGGGGAACCAUGACUGGAUCUACAUGCAGCAUCAACUCUAAUGGGAUUAGUGGAGUGUACUGGUGUGAGUCUGAAACAGGACAGUUCAGCAAUGCAGCCAACAUCACUGUACAGAGCGGUGAUGUCAUCCUGGUGAGCUCUGUCCAUCCUGUGACUGAGGGACAUUCUGUCACUCUCAGCUGCAGGUUGAGGACAGAAAAGGUUCUUUAUAGCGUGGAUUUCUAUAAAAAUGGCAAACUCAUCUCAAAUGAUGCCAGCGGGGAGCUGUUUAUCUCUGAAGUUACAAAGUCAGAUGAAGGUUUUUAUAAAUGUGAAGGAAGAGAUUCAUCACAAGGUUUCAGGAGUUUGAAGUCACCAAAGAGUUGGUUGUCAGUUAAAUCUGCAACAACAAGCUCUCCAGUUCCCGUGCUGUUGGUUGUUGGUCUGGUUUGUGGAGUUUCACUGAUUAUUCUGCUGCUGCUGGUUCUGUAUUGCUACAGAAAGUCAAAAGAUUCACGCCUCGUGAGGUCUCAGAGCACCAAUCAGAGCCCAGCUACAGACCACAUGACCAACCAGGUUGAAACUCAAAACAAUGCAUAUGCCUCUCUUCUCCAUGGUGAUUCUUGUCUCUAUGAAACAAUCAGAGGCUCUGAAGAACCUGGACAUGGGAACAAUAAUGAACCAGAGGAGAGCGUUUACUCCAAUGUGACGAUGGGAACAGCUGCAGGUCAAUAACACAUCUUUAUGGACAGAACCAGAGAAUGGAUGACAACAUGAAAAACCACAUCCUGGUCUUUUUUUAUAAUUAUUGUGUGAACUUCUUCCACACAACUCAAACACCAACUGAAAGACUUGUGAAAAUAUCAUAAUCAUCAUUUUGUCAGGAGUCAGC
Cyclopterus lumpus (lumpfish) is the source of this 1810-nucleotide messenger RNA. RefSeq lists its product as uncharacterized. The record is from RefSeq and is a predicted model, not a curated record. The coding region runs from base 139 to 1653 and encodes 504 amino acids. NCBI's taxonomy places the organism in Eukaryota, Metazoa, Chordata, Actinopteri, Perciformes, Cyclopteridae. Gene Ontology annotation, biological process: cell surface receptor signaling pathway. Gene Ontology annotation, molecular function: transmembrane signaling receptor activity. The transcript has 13 exons.